CGUCCAUUAUCAACUCACCUGGCUGUGUGUUUGUGUGUUGUGCAGCCACACCCGGCUACUCUGUAUUAACCAAUCAGCUCCUCCAAGAGCGAGAAACACCAAGGAGGUGUACUUCCUGUGUUUGGUGAGAGAAGACACGGGGCAGGUCGGUCUUAAACCAACGACUAGUGUAUUUUUUUUUCAGGGGAGUUUCACACUGCAGCUUGGUAGGGCGAAGGGGAGGGAAGAUUGGACAAGACCCUGCAGAGUUUUUGCUUGAUUUAUGAGAGAGCUGUUCAGUGAGAGAACAUAUUUAGAGGACAAGGCACAGGGGUGAGCGAGGAGGAGGAAGAGGAGGAGGGGAGGAGGGUAAAAGAUAAGUGUCAAUCUGUUGAGACUUGCUUGGGAAUUUGAAGAAGGAAGGAGGGAGUUGGAGAGAGCAGAUAUCUGGAAAGCAAGGAGAGCUCAGGUGUAAACAUUAGGAUUUUUAUUUUUGUUGCCAGCGCUAGCUUCAUUUUGAAACACAUUUGGAAUGUAUCAAUAUGUCAGCUAGGACAAUGUGAAAGCAGAGAAUGCAUACUUGUGUGUUGUGCAAUCCCAUGCUUGAGAGCUGAGCUGGACUAGGAGGCGGGAGAGGCCAGCUCUCCCCACAACUUCACAUUUAGGGCCUUGCUUUCUCAAAGGCCUGAUUCGAUAUGCUGUGCUUUUCAGGUUUGUGCGGCUUUUUUAGUAAACUGUAGGUUUUCCAAAUUAUGCUACCAUGGGGACCAAAAGGCCAAGCUGCACCGUCUUCGACACUUUCUUAAACAUUAACACGUCUGACCGCAAGCUUCAGCCAGGUGGAAGACACUCCCGGGACCCCAGUCCCAGGCCACCAGCCAUGACCGCUCAGUCAGAGCAGGAAAGUAACCGAAAGGAAGAAGUACGGCGGGAUCGGGAACUGGAGAAAAUGAGAGACAAAUCAAGAUACAAAGAUACGGACCCACGGGAGAGGUACCAUGAGAAAGACAGAGGCCCCUCUUCCAGGCCAAGGGAGGCUGAGCGGGAGCGGAGGGAAAAGAGGCAAGAGGACGACAGGAGGAAUGGAAGGCUGCUGUCUAACGUGGAAAGGGAAUUUGAGAGGGAAAUGGAGCGCGGGAUGAAGAAAGGUGACACUUUUCCCAGGAUGCGAAGAAGUGGUGAAAGGGAUGAAGGCCGUGAGCACAGGCGCCAAAGAGACAGACCGAGAAGGAUGGAGACGGAUGGCUGGGAACGGGAAAGAGAGCAAGCUUGGCUGAGGGAAAGGGAAAGAGAAAGAGAAAGCGAUGACGUCCGUAGACGGGCAAGAAAAGAUGUGAGAAGCUAUGAGAAACCCAGGCAAAGAUAUCAAGAGCCCAAUGCUGCUCUCCCAGACAGCAGAAGAUACUUUGAAAUGGGGUACAAAACAUCCAGGACACCUUCCCCACGGCGUCGGAGAGAGAGGGAGAUUCAUCUGGAUCGGAAGGAGCAGGAGAGGACCCCCAGGAGAGGCGGAGGCACGAGGAGUGAAGAGGACAGCGACGAGCGGGAGAUGAGGCGACAAAGAGCGAGGGACGACAGAGAGCGGCACGAGUUGACAUAUCAACACAGCAGAAGCGAGGGGGACAGCAAGGGCAGGGACCGACAGAGACGCAGAGAAGCAGACAGAGGCAGGCGGGGGGAGGAGAGGUGGUCAUACGGGGACGGGAGAGGAUGGUCGAGUGACAAGAGAGAGAAGGAGCACCGCAGAGUGCAUGAUGAGCCCAGGAAGGAAAGGCAAAGACAGGAAAGAGAGGCUGACCCUAGGUGGAAUGACACAACCCUCAAGGAGGCGGCCUCUGGGGCUCCGCGGAGAGCUCAGAGCAGCGGCGAGUGGAGCAGCGACAUGGACAAUGACACGAGACGCAGGCCGGGCAGAGACGACUAUGAAGGAGAAGGGGAGAGCGAGCGGGAGGACAGGAAGAGUCCACAGAGGGCGCAAAGGAGAAGUGAGACAGAGAUGGCAGCCGCCGAGCAGAGACGGAUGUGGUUAGAACCGCAGAGGAGCAAUCAUAGCAAAGAGUCCUCUCUGGAGGAUGACUUAGACCGAGAGCGGAGGGGAGAAGAAGAAGAAGAAAAAGAAGAAGGGGACGCACAAAGGGGACGCAUUGAAAGUUGGAUACGUGAGCACAGAAGAGGCAAAAACAGACAGGAGGUGAAUGUAGACCAAAGGGAGGAGGUCCAGGGGGAGUCAGAGAAGCGUGACAAGGAAUGGAGUUUUGGAGGUAGCUGGAGGACAGACAACAGCGAAGACAGCGAAGGAGGAAGUGACACCGAGUGGCGGCAAGACAGAGUUCUGUCGACAGAGGACGGCUUUGUGACUGUAUCCAGUGGCGGCGACGACGACGAGGAUGAGCGAGAGGAGUUUGUGGACUGUCAGGACUUUUGGGAGGGCGGGGAGGAUACGGGCAACGCCCCUUCCUCUGAUGGGUGCACAAGGGAGGACUAUGCUAAUGAGGAGGAGCAAGAAAAGAAGCUCAAGUACGUCUUCUGCGUGAUCGGGCAAACGCGAGUGAAGCCUGACGGGAUGUCACCAUCACCAUCAGGUGACCGCAUGGACGACGAGGAAAGAGACAACCUCCUUUCAGAAAGUCUUCAUCAUAGCGGACAUGAUGUCAGCCCGCAACCUCCACAUGACCUGCACCUGACACCGAGGAGAAGUGACCAAUACCCGAUGAACAGCGACAGCGACAAGUCUAAGGAGACUCUUCCAGACCAGGAUCCCAGAAUGAGAACCAGGAAAAUGGAGCACCCGUAUGCUGAGAUCGGGCCCAUGAAAAGAGACUCUGAGACAGAAAAGCUCCUCAUGGAGUGGAGGGAGAGGAAUAAACAAAUGGCCGACAGGGAUCAACACUCGCCUCUUCCGAGUAACCCUUACGCCGACGUUUACUCCCAGGUGACUUUUGAGCAAAUUCUCCCAGCCUUGGAAGGGCUUAAUAUUGAAGCCAUGAGCCCAGAAGAGAAGGAAGCCAUUCGGAUCCGAAUGAGCGGUGCCUGGAGCAUGUCUGAGGAACCUAAGCGCCAUUCCCAAGCCCCUCAUCUUAAGUGGGCUAAAAGUGUAGUACGGGAGAUACUUGGACACUCGGGAGAAGACGUGAUUGAUGACCCCAGCUCAGUUGGGCAAGGCCCCACCGGGACUGAGGAGAGGCAAGUGGACGAGGUCAUUACGGAGAUGCAUCUCGAUAGUUCACACUCAGAGCCCGAAUCGGAGGACGAAGAGCCGGAGGUGGAAGGGCUGAGAGGUACGGGGCAGGGACGACGACACAUGCAUGCUGACCAGCUCUCGGCCAUGCAUGCUGACACAUCUGCAUACACUCACGCUGACACAUUGCUAGAAACACAAAGGAAGGAGAAUCACACCCCGGAGAUGGAUAAAGACACGGAGCCUGAUCUCCGCUCGGAGGAGGUAGUUAUAGAUGUGAAAAUGACUGAGGAGACAGAAGAUGAGGUUAAGAAAGCAGACACGGAUAAAGAAACGAGCAGACAAAAGGAAGUGGAGAUGUAUUUGUCUGUGAGUAACACACUAUAUAAACCUAGCAGCUGCCCCAUUCUCAACUACGACUCCCAGCCGGACCUCCUCGUCCCCUCCACAGAGGGCCAUGACGAUGAGGAGGAGGCCGAACGAGAAGAAAGGCAAGAUGAGGACAGUGAGUGUAGCUUAGCAUCAGAAUCCGACGGGGAUAGCCCAGAUGGAGCAGAAGCGGCGGCAAGAACGCCGGGAGGUGGGACUCUGACGAGCAACUGCAGUUUCCGAGAUUUGGGUCCCCAGGCUCGUUUGAGGAGACGGGGGAUCCGUAAAACCACUGAGAGAAGAAACGUGGAGCUUGUAGAGGUGGAAGAGGAGGAGGUGGAGGAGGAGCAAGGUGUUGCAAGGGAUCGCAGAACUCGAAUAUUCACUACAACAGACGAAGAGGAUGAUCGCUGUAAAAGCUGGGGAGAAGUGGAGCUGAGGAAUGUUUUGGACACAAUCGGAAGACGAAAAAGGAACUCAAAGUUUUUCAAUGCGGCCCAACUCUACCAACAGUACAGCGAGGCGGCCCAAAACUUUGAGAUCCUGAGCCAGUCUCGCUCUUCCGAUGUCAUCUUGGUCAGCGAGGACAUUUCGGCCUCUCCGGCUCCGUCGCAUCCUCCGGCAUGCAGGCCUCUCCCGCCGCUACCCCCCAUCCCGCACCCCCACUCCUUGGCGCACACAGGCUCCAUCACCAGUGUCAGAAGCUUGCCUCUGCCGGAGCGGUCCAAGAAUGAGGGCCGGCCUUCCUCCCCGCGGCUCUCCAUCUCACUCACGCAGUCGUCCACGCUGUGGCGAGAGCUGCCUGGCGUCAGGAACAGCAGAGAGCUGGAGGACCUCACGGAGGACGAGAGGCGACUGCAGGAGGUGCGAUUUGAAGUGGUGACCUCUGAGGCGUCCUACUGCCGCAGUCUGGACAUCGUUGUGGAACAUUUUGUUAAAUCCAAACAGCUGGGGACGCUGUUGACCACCCAGGAUCGGAACUGGCUUUUUUCCCGUCUGGCUGAUGUCCGUGCCAUCAGCCACAGCUUCUUAUCAAAGCUGGAGGAGCGACUCGAGUCGGACGUCAUGCACUUUACAGUGUGUGAUAUCAUCGCUCGGCACUGUCAGCGCUUCAAGAUGGUUUAUGUACCCUACCUCACCAAUCAGUCCUACCAGGACGCCACGUACCAGAGACUCAUGAAUGAGAAUCCAGGCUUCAAACGCAUCGUUGAGAAGUUAGAGAGGAGUCCUGUUUGUCAAAGACUUCCCCUUCGUUCCUUCCUCGUCCUGCCAUUCCAAAGAAUUACAAGAAUUAAGCUGCUGGUCCAGAAUAUUGUGAAGAGAACAAUUCCUGGUACUGCAGAAGCGACGCAAGCCAUUAAAGCCCUGAAACUUCUAGAGAAGCUGAUCCAAGAAAGCAAUGACAGCAUCUCUCAAAUGAAAAGCAUCGAGUCACUGGUGUUGUUAAGCGCCAAGGUGGACUUUGAGUGCAGGACUCUUCCUCUCAUCAGUCAAUCUCGGAGGUUGGUGCGCGAAGGACCAGUCACAGAACUGAUGGACUUUUCCCUAAAAGACACAGAGAGGAAUAUUUACAUGCACUUAUUCAAUGACUACCUGCUGCUCUCGCAACAAAAAGAAGGUGGGAAGUUCACGGUGAUCGACCACGCCCCCGUGGCAGAGCUGCGUGCAGAGAACUGCCGCGUUAAACUUCAUUCCCUACAGAAGAACCUGUUCAGACUACACAUGUUGCACAAGUCGCUGCUGCUAAGGACCGACACACAGAGUGAUAAGCUACGCUGGAUAUCCGCCCUUUCCCGACCUCAUCCUGAAAUUGAUUUUUCUUCCGCGCAAGAUUUCCCACAGAUGCAGUGUAUCAGAGCUUUCGUCGCCCAGCAGCCCGAUGAGUUGUCUUUAGAAAAAGCUGAUAUCAUACUGGUGCACCAACAAAGCAGCGACCAUUGGGUAGAGGGCACCAGACUGUCCGAUCGGCAUCGUGGAUGGGUGCCGGAGUUGCAUUUGGAGUUGAUAAGCAACUCCAGAGUCCGACAGCGCAAUCUAUCGGAUGCCCUAAAACUCACCACGGCCACAGCAGCAGUAUGAGCAGGACUGAAAAGCCACAUAAAGACAUCCAGAUUGAAAAAAAAAAAAACAAUUCCACAGCAUGCUGUGCUUCACAGCUCCAGCUGGACAGAGUGGACAUCUCCUUGCAGAAAACGGCAAUAUAUGCUGACUUUGGAGCGAUUGCAUACCGAGAUAAGGACUCUUCACAACAGUGUGUACGCCUGCGUGUUUUAAAGAGUAAAGCAUAUUGCAUUUGUAUAUUGAGUAGAAUGGAAAAUAUUCCUUAAAGAUGGCAUAGUUUACUGCAAUAAGAGUCCCCUGCAUGCAGGAGACCUGACAGGGUGCAACUUCUCACAUGUACAGAAUGUUUAGGUUACACAGAGAAUAUGUUUCAAUAAAUUCUGCACAUUUAAAACCUAUGC
Doryrhamphus excisus (bluestripe pipefish) is the source of this 5988-nucleotide messenger RNA. The record is from RefSeq and is a predicted model, not a curated record. Lineage: Eukaryota; Metazoa; Chordata; Actinopteri; Syngnathiformes; Syngnathidae.